Molecule: messenger RNA, 1360 nt
Organism: Melanotaenia boesemani (Boeseman's rainbowfish)
Lineage: Eukaryota; Metazoa; Chordata; Actinopteri; Atheriniformes; Melanotaeniidae
Exons: 5
Coding region: 293-1360 (355 amino acids)
Source: RefSeq, a predicted model, not a curated record
UGUCAAGAAACAUGGGAUCAGCAGUUCUUCGUAUCAUCUUUGGAGAAAACGACUCUUCUAAAAUAAGUUUGCCUUCAGGAAUACCUGAUUCUAUUGAGGAACUAAAAAAAUGAGAUAAAGAGACAAUGUGAGGUGUCAGGUGACUUCAGACUGCAAUACAAGGACUUUGAUGAGUUCAUAAAUCUGCAGUCUAUGUCAGAUAUUCAAAACAAAGCAACUCUCAAAGUGAUUUACCUCUCAAGUACUUUGUCUUCAAGUAACCUUUGCAUGUCUUCAGUGGAACCUAACCUGGAUGAGGCUGCUUCUGCUUCGUCUGUGGACACUGACAUUCUUUCAUCUCCUGGCUCAUCAUUUUGCUCAUCAUCGUCAUCCCUCAGAUCUGAGCCAUGGCCAGACGUCUUCCCUAUACCUGAGUUUGCUCAUGAUGUUGAGCUGCAGCUCCAGCGUGCAAAUUGAAAGUCUGGCGUCCCAGAUAAUCAAAUACGAAGCUUAUCCAUCCAGUGCUGAUUUUGAUGCCGUGAGUGAAGCCCUCGUGAAGAAACACCUAUGUUUAAAGGAGCAGGGUUCUGUUUCAGGCUUUUAUGGGUGGAAAAUAAGCUUAAAAUAUAAGAUGGCAAACUACAGGACGAAGCUGCGCAAUAUUGGAUGCUCUGAGCUGAAUCUGAAUUCCUUCAAGCGUAAACAAGGUGUUCCACGCACGUCUCCAAAUCAAGUGAAGAAAGCUAGGAGAGCAGAGGUAAACUAUUGUCCAGAUUAUCCAGCAGGACAAUCCCAAGAGAGCCAUGAAGAAGAGAGGCUGGCACUAUUGUCUGACGUGAGAAAGAGUAACAACCAACAGGUGGUUAAGGAAAAAAUGGAAAAGACAUUUGCUUACAGGCGUCAUGAGGUGAUUGAAGAUAGGCCUUUUAUUGCCGAGUUGAAAAGAAGGUGGCCAGCUCUUUUCUUUGAGCAUGAGGUGGAAGCUGAGUUUAUUCGCAUCACCACUGUCCCACUGAGACCGACAUUUAUGCACCAGUUGGAUCAUCACUCCACAAAGCUCAUGACAAUCUUCAAAAGGAAGGGAGGAGCAGCAGGACACAAAAUAAGGAGCAUCAUGGCUGACUUGGAUAAGAAUGAUACCAUUGAAAUGAGAAGAGCUUGUGUUCUCAAAGCACUAAUGGUUUAUCUAAAUGAGGACCCUGAAAAUCUCAUAAAAGAGUAUUUGGACGUUGAAGACAACCAGGACUCCAUGGACCGGACAGUCCUUGGAAUUUUUGCCAUGAAGAAGGAGGGUGCCGAGCCUAAAGAUGAUCGCCAUUUUGUUUGGACUCACAUACGCACUGGACUUGAGCUAUCCAAAAACACUGAUACACACAUUUGA